Messenger RNA from Aureobasidium subglaciale EXF-2481, 2622 nucleotides. RefSeq lists its product as uncharacterized. Gene Ontology annotation, cellular component: nucleus. Bases 330 to 2381 code for a protein of 683 amino acids. The record is from RefSeq and is a predicted model, not a curated record. NCBI's taxonomy places the organism in Eukaryota, Fungi, Ascomycota, Dothideomycetes, Dothideales, Saccotheciaceae. Gene Ontology annotation, molecular function: methyltransferase activity. The transcript is spliced from 2 exons.
ACAAAGCGGCUCGCGGUCUGCGAACUUCCUUCUGCUAGCACACACCAGAUUCUGCCUCUCUUUGUAGCAGGAAAAGUACCUUGACCAAGGGCCUGGGCCUCAAACUCUUACUUCCCAUCUUGCUACGGCUUUCACUUCUCUGGCUCUCUUUCAUCACUUGAUUCAUUCGCACAGCAAAUCAUUUGCCGACUCUAAAAGGUCAUCGCCCCUCAUCAGCCAUCAUUCUUCGCAGCUCAUCUCCGACGACUCCCUGUCAUCAUCUGACGAUCAACCAAGAACUCUUCCCACAACUCUUCCACAGUUUUAGCCCUCUCUCGGACUGUCCCACGAUGCGCAGAUCGAGUAGCACCGUUCCUGGCCGCGCAGGCACCCCUCAACAACCAAUCCUGAUCGAUGAUGACAUCGACACUCUGAGCACGAAUCUCUAUGAUGCCAUCACUGUUGAUGAUGACAAUGGCUUCGGAGACGACGAUACUGCCGAUGUCAAAUUCAUUUCUGAGCAAAAAUCUACCAUCGAUAAUGACACAGCCAACGACGAUGUGACAUUCAUAUCUCAGCAUGGUCCCAUCCGCGAUGAUGACUAUCGUUGGGGCUCGCUUCCACCCCCACGACCCAAUCCUCGAACCUCCAAGAGAGUUAAAAGAGCCUUCGUCAAGUAUGAGCCUAGAACCAACCCGGUCACCAACACAUCUGCCCUCCAGGGUCACUGGAUCACGGACAACUAUUGUCUCCUUCCUGGUCUUGUUGUCGAGCUGCGUGUCGAUCCUGGUAGUCCUUUAAAAUGCGGCGAUUUUCUCCGGAUCGUAAGCAUUUUUGAGGAUAUGGACAGCCAGAGUGUUUACCUAAGGGGUAUCCUUUACCGUCGUACAAGAACUCUGGAUGGGAUGCUCCCUAGAAAGACCAACGAAGUGUAUCAAGUUCUACAGCGAAACAUGGAAGAUCCUCGUGACAUCAAGGUCCAGUCCCUUCACGAUAUUCCAGUUAGCCUCGUUACCGGCACGCGUUGCUUGAAACACACCAACACAAUCUUCCCUGUCAACAGCUACCGCACACGCGAAGACAUGAGCGGACAGUCAAGCAAAUUCAUUUGCGACAACGCCCAGCUGACUUGCAGAUGGAAGAGAACGUUCCAGUAUUCUUGCUUGAUGGACUUGAUGACCGGUCAUCCCCAAGAGACCGCCCUUGAACGGAUCACAGACGCUGAGUGCGAUCUAGACUUUCGCAUUCCAGACUUCAAACUACGCGAAGCUGUUCCGAAUCUCAGAUCGGACCUAUCUGUUAUCGAUCUCACUGCCGAUGAAGCAGCGGAUCGAGACUCUCUUCAGUUGGCAGAUAUCCUUAGCAAGACUCAUAUUUCUGCUUCCACUACUUGUCCUGACUACACAUUCGCCGACUUCUUUUGUGGAGCAGGCGGCAUUUCUGUCGGAGCUAGGCAGGCAGGGUUCAAGGUUGUAUACGGAGUUGACCACAACGCCGAUGCUUGUGCCACUUAUCGCCUCAACUUCCCUGGAACGGAUGUUUUCGAGGAGGACGUCUACUACAACCUGACAGCCAGGCAACAAGACAACGCCCACGUGCGUUGCUGUCACAUGUCCACCGUGUGUAAAACAAUCUCGACUGCCUAUACCGUCAGAGGCAAGAAUCACGACGCCAACGAGGCGACUCUAUUUUGUAUCUCGGACAUCCUUCGUAAGGCCACGCCUAUGGUCGCUACACUGGAACAAACGUUCGGCGCUCUAUUUGAAGGCAAAAAGCAGAUCUUCAAUUCCUUUGUCUUGCAGUUUACUGAUAUGAACUACUCCGUCAAGUGGGCAGUCCACACCCUUUCUGAAUAUGGCGUUCCCCAAGCACGAAAGCGCCUCAUCAUGUUGGCCUCAUGUGCUGGACAUCCUCUGCCAGAGUUCCCUAAGCCUACACAUGCUGCUCACCCAGAGAAGCCUGUACCGGGUCUGAAGCCCUCGGUCACCAUAGCCGAUGCACUUGGACCCAUCCGCCAUGAUACUCCAAACCACGACCCUCGUGCCUUGGAGCGCAAAGACUUCCCUCCUUACAGUCCUCAUCAACUCGGUAGAGGCUGUAUCACCACUAGCGGUGGUCAAAACAACUGGCACUUCAGUGGCAAGCGCCAUUUGACUGAGCGUGAAUUUGCCUGCCUCCAAACCUUUCCCUUGGACUUCAGAUUCAUCGGUAACAGAACUUCUGUCAUCCAACAGGUCGGAAACGCAGUCCCGCCCACCUUCUCUGAGAAGCUCUACACCAGCAUCCGUAAGACACUCGAUGAAGUUGACGCGCAAGAUACUAAGCGCAUUCAAGAAGACCGCGAACCUACCAUGGUGCUAGAUGACGAGGACGAGAAAAUCGUUAUGGAUCUAGAUGUUUGAAGUCGAGGUUCAUUCAUUCAUGUCGCUUGUGAAUCAGCCUCCUCCAGAAUCACGAUCUCAGACUUCCAUUACAGCGUUGUCAUCACGCUGCCUCUGGUCAACCGAACUAUCGGCCUUGCCCGUACUGUCUCUCGUUUCUCGUCUCUCCAGUGGUUGGCUCUGCCAUUGGAGUCAAGAAAUACAGGAAAAAACAUGAAAAAUAAACUCACCACAGAAAGGCCGCUGUCUAAAAAAACUCCUU